Racocetra persica is the source of this 204-nucleotide messenger RNA. Lineage: Eukaryota; Fungi; Glomeromycota; Glomeromycetes; Diversisporales; Gigasporaceae. The record is from the annotation of a GenBank genome assembly.
AUGACAGAAAACGAUGAUAGCACCAAAAUACGACGACCCAAGCAAAAUGAAGCACACGAAGAGCACCAAAGAAUGACACUACCAAACAGGACAAUACCGAAAAAUGAUGCUAUCGAAGAACUACGAAAUGGAAAGAAGAUUUAUGAUAAUUUAACUUAUGAAUUUGUUGAAGAAGUUGUUCUUCUUUUGUUGUUAGAAUUAUGA